Amoebophrya sp. A120 is the source of this 3334-nucleotide messenger RNA. The record is from the annotation of a GenBank genome assembly. Lineage: Eukaryota; Dinophyceae; Syndiniales; Amoebophryaceae.
GCAAUCACCAAGCUUUCACAGCUCAGGAGUAAGGUAGAGUUCCUUUGAACCAGUGAAAAAGUAUCAAGUAAUAGCUCGAUAGUAAUCGUCACGAGCGCAAUCUCAAUCACAAUGUCGGAUGGUGUCCGUCCGUCGUGGCGGGUAGGGUCAGCGGUCGCUUGGUUGCAUCACUACGCGCUGCAGGGCAGGUUUCAGCAGUCUCAUGGUCAUUGCGACAAACGUGGUCGAAGCAAAAGAGCGCCGUUUUCGUAAAGCGCGUAAGCCAGAGGACGCAGAUGACGUCGCGCAACAUACGCAAUCCCAGUCUGUCACAUCGUUCAUCGACAAGAGCAGCACCGAAGAAGCAAACCCCAGUACCGACGGCGCAGCGAAUCGCAUGGAUGUCGCAGCUGGAGUGUCGCCAGACGGACAAGUCUCUAACGACGCGGCUACUCAUGGCGGCGAGAAAGUGGUGUCCUUUGCUAACACUACCGGGAAGGAUGCUGAUGGAAAGGAUGCGGCAGCGGAGCUGCAAAAGCUGUCGACCCAGGAUCAAGAAGCGAUCGCGGCCUCCGCGCCCAGGCCGCUAGAGGUCUCUCCGUUGGAAAUGAAACGAAUUUCCGCAGCGGGUGAUUCCGAUUCGCACCCCGGUGCGACGUCUGCGUCUACCACUUCUACCGCUCCGAUGCCAAACGGGCCCGGUCCUUUGCUGAGCCAAGAAGCCUCCGACCUUGCUGCUACGAAAUGGUAGAAGACUGGUCAGUCUUCGACUCUGCACUUGGUCGCUUACCGCCGUAACCUCGCCGAAAAAGCAAGGACGGGAUUCCUGGGCAUGAUGCAUGGGUCCACGUACCCGUACGACAUCUACUUUGCAACGGACGACGACAUCGCAUCCAACUUGCGCCAGAGUCAAUGGAACGACUACGCAGCAUACGGCACGGCCGCCGUGCCGGUGGCGCAUACGAAAGAAGUAGAAGAGCGGCUAUUCUUCAAGCAGCGGCUCACGCUCUUCCUCGGCGGCACUUUCCUCCCGAACCGAUUCCUGACGCGCGCCUACACGGAGGCUCGUGGCCGGUGGAUACCGGAGGCAAAAUUCGAGCACCGCUUUCUGUAUGUACAACGGAAGACGAUGGUACUGGCGGGGAACUCCACCAGCACCACCAAUGACGGGGCAGGAAGCGCGAACGGCACCAUCUCCCGCAGCGUCAACAAUCUUCCGCAGCGCAUCGCCGCCGGCAUGCGGGGCGCGACAAACGUGGCGCUGCAAGGCACAGGGCUGCGGAAUCUCGGCACGAGCGGCAGCAUCUGGGAAUUUGUUUCCGGCACGCCCAGCUUCGAAGGACAGCCGGAGAUAUCCGGCAGGUUCGCUGGGAAGAUUUUCGACGGACUGCAGCCAGCUGCGUAUCAGUUCGGAUACAUGCAGUGGAUCAAGGUACGGAAAGCACUUUAAGAGUACUUCUAAGUAUUCCGGGCUAGACUUGUUAUCCGCGUUGUAGUAUUCUCAAAGCAUAUCGUUGAAGUUCUUGAAAAUUAGAAAUGUUAACGGCGUCUAUAUCAAAAUUAAUGUUGCUCAUGUUGACAUGAGUAACCAUAACCUUCACCACUAGGCUCCUAGUCCUUCUGUUUCAAGUGUCUCACGGCUAUGCUGAAUGCAAACCAAAAAUGUAAAUCAGAAAUCCGCGCGAUCAUGAAUCCAGCAAGAGUUAGUGCUUAGAAUGAUUAAUAUAUAAUGUCAGCUGAUUUGUCCGCACUGCGCGACGCACUCGAUAUCUUGGCCGCGCGAUUUCCAGAAGAAAGUUGGUGCGCCCCGACGCAUGAAGACGCACGAAAAGAAGUGCUGCGCGCAAAGAAAGCUCGAUUUGAAAUGCGAUCCGAUUCUUGAAGAAGAAGAUGAGAACGACACUAGUGACGUUGCGGAGAGUUGAGGAGUUCGAUAAAUUGGUAGUCUUAGUACACGACGAGCCACGAUGUGCGAAGCUGCAGUGACAAAACCCCGAGAUGCAGCUUGAAACGAACUCGAACCCCAACCCCUCCGCACGUCCCCCCCUAGUGCAGGAUAAAUGAUGAUGAUGAUAAUCAUAAAAAUCAAUCACAAGGUUGGCGAUCGUUUUGGCUACAAAUACAAUGACAAGAAGGAAAGCUGGAUGAAGGCGGCGGAAUGGUUUUUCUAUCGCUACACGGCAGAAGAUUUUCGCGUCGGUGUGGGCCAGCAUUUCAGCGGCUACAGCAAGCAGAAGGACAGAAGUGAUUGGGUGUACAAAAUGUACAUGCCGGAUCUCGACGUGAUCGGCUCGCUGAGCGCCUUCCACCGCCCGACCAUCGUCAUGAAGGACCGGCGCGACAACUUGGUCGCCAAGCUGGAGUACUUUGGUGGGCGAUCGUGGCGUCCGUGGGAGUGGUGGUUCGGCGGCCGCUUUGCACUGCAAAAGCAUCGCACAUAUCAUAAAUCGCAUGACAUCAAGUAACUCAGUACAAGCAAGUAAAGUACAACAACUAAGAAAACGAGGAUGAAUGCAGAAAGCAGAGGGCUAUGCAAUUUAAGAAAAAGAGUCUUUUUCGUUUGUCUUUAAGACAAAAGGAAAAGAGGAGACUUGGCCUUGUCGAGUUGUCUUCAUCUUCUUGUGGUGUACUUGCGUGUACUGUAGUGCUGGUAUUAUUCGCCGGGUUUUGAAGUCAAGAGCGUUAUGCUAAUGUUGUUUCCAUGAAUGCGAUACUUUUGCCGGGUAUAGCCGCAAGAUGAAGCUGACACUCUUUCAAACAGACGAAGCGCAGCACGAUCCGGCUUUAGUUACUUCGCUGUUACUCCGCUGCGACGCCGACAAUGCAUCCUACAACUUUCUGAAGAAGGCCUUUGUCGGACUCGGCCUAUCCACGAAAAUAUCAUAGACUCAAGAGAAAAAUAAUUCUUCGCGCUUGCAUGCCCUUGCACUGGCACUGCCACUGCAGUUGCACUCGACUCCUGCUUUUUCAUCAUCAUCGACGCCGAAAGGCUAUGUAUUGUGCGUGCGAGCGAUCAUGGGCAACCUACGCUUUUCUUUAAGAGACGGAAACGGAAUGCAUGAGCAUGGAUGUGGCCCGACAACUUUGAUGUAUUAUUUGCAGUGGAUAUGGAUUCGGUCUCGGUGCCGACCACCUGCAUGGCUGGUUGCAUCAUACGGAAAACCUCGACGCCUUCCCAGGCCAUCCAGUUGGCGAGAUUGUGACGUUGAUUCCGCCGAUGGCCGCCGAACAGGCGGUUGAAAAAAUCACACUGCUGGAGCCGCUGGUCUACGCGGUUGACGAGCAGGUCAAAGCCCACAACGCAAAGCAUGCAAAUGCGGCCAAUCCCUCCACCACGCAACAACUACCGGAGUAA